UUUCUCUCUUCCCGCAUUCUCAUCAUCAAUGAAAACCUUACUUCGUCCCAAACCCCUUUAACUUGGACCAAUUACAAUGUCUGCAGCAAUUGGCUUCUUCGACAUCCAACCCGCCUCAGAAGCAAGUCCAGUCACCACCCCACCCGCUACUCAUCAGAAACACUCAAGCCAUACUCCCACAGCAAUUGAACUCGAUGAAUUCUCAUUCGGUAAAAGUUACAAGGGCCCAGUUGAAUCCGGUGCCCAAACCCCGCGGGAGCUACUAUCAGGUGUGCAGACUCCUAUCGAGCCCAUCGCGCCCCGAACCCCGAAUGAGUUAGAGAUGAGCAGGCCUCCAUCGCCAAGGGGGGAUGAUGCGGUGGGGUUGAUGCAGAGUUGGAAAAAACCCCCGAUGAAUACGUGGAGAGUCUUGAGCUGUUGUUUGAUUUAUUUCGGGAACGGGAUUAAUGACAGCGCCCCCGGUGCUCUGAUUCCGUAUAUGGAGGAAUACUACCACAUCAGUUAUGCCAUCAUGUCCUUGAUCUUCGUCGGCAACGCACUAGGCUUCAUUCUUGCUGCCUUCUUUACCAACACGGUGUUGGGAAAGCUAGGACGAGCGAAGUCACUCAUAGUCGCCGAAGUGAUUAUGCUGGCUGCAUACAUCAUGCUCGUUACAGCACCGCCAUAUCCAGUUGUAGUCGUAGCCUUCUUCCUCCUUGGGUGGGGUAUGGCCAUCAACCUCGCCUUAAACAACGUUUUCUGUGCAAACCUUCAUCCUCCCACGGCAGUCCUCGGUGCCGCUCACGGCAGCUAUGGCGUUGGCGGAAUUGUCGCGCCAAUCAUCGCCACAGCCAUUGUCUCUAAAGGCACUCUGUGGUCGCGGUUCUACAUACUGUCCGUGGGCCUACGUCUCCUAUGCAUUCCAUUUGCGGGUUGGGCAUUCUGGUCCUACAAAGAGGACACUCCUCCUACCCUACUCUCUACCCUCGAACGAACCGCAAGUCGACAAGCGGCUAGCAAAGAACAAGAAUCCAAACUCCGCAACCUAAAACUAGCUUUAAAAAACCGCGUCACGGUCUUUGGAGCUCUUUUCAUUUUCGCGUACCAAGGCGCUGAAGUCUCCAUUUCAGGAUGGGUCAUCUCCUUCUUGAUCAAAUACCGCGACGGCGAUCCCGCAAGUGUCGGAUACGUAACUGCUGGGUUCUGGGGCGGCAUAACAGUCGGCCGCUUCGUCCUCACGCACCUCGCGCCUAAAAUCGGCGAAAAGAACUUCGUAGUCGGUCUCGUAAUCGGCUCGAUGGCCUUCCAACUCCUGGCCUGGCUAAUCCCAAACAUCGUCGGCAACGCCAUGGCCGUCGCCAUCCUCGGACUCUUCCUCGGCCCGGUGUAUCCCUGUGCGCAAACAAUAUUCUCUAAACUCAUGCCACGACAUGUGCAAACCACUGCUAUUGGAUUCAUUGCUGGAGCAGGCAGUUCGGGCGGUGCGGUGGCGCCGUUUACGACAGGGAUUUUGGCGCAGGUGGUGGGCACGUGGGUGCUACAUCCGGUUUGUAUUGGGAUGUAUGUUGUUAUGUUGGCUUGUUGGUUUGGGUUGCCGAAGGUAAGGAAGAGGACUGAUUGAUUCUGGGUUCCUGUUCAGAUGUGGAAAGGAGUCGUCCGGCUUCCCUGCCGGCAGUCGUGUCGCGUCAUCUGCUCUGGUCCACUUGAAAUAUCUUAGAAAUUCACCACGGGAUUAUCAUGAUUUCUUUAGGAAAGGGUUGCUUGCCACGUUCUGUGGGUCACUGGUAUACGAAGUUGAGGGUAUGUUAAUAUGAAGAUGGCGUGUUACGGCGAUAAUUCGAGUUUGGGGCAGGUCAAGAGGG
Messenger RNA from Lindgomyces ingoldianus, 1841 nucleotides. RefSeq names its product MFS general substrate transporter. Gene Ontology annotation, biological process: transmembrane transport. Gene Ontology annotation, molecular function: transmembrane transporter activity. Gene Ontology annotation, cellular component: membrane. The transcript has 4 exons. The record is from RefSeq and is a predicted model, not a curated record. NCBI's taxonomy places the organism in Eukaryota, Fungi, Ascomycota, Dothideomycetes, Pleosporales, Lindgomycetaceae. Bases 77 to 1600 code for a protein of 507 amino acids.